This is a messenger RNA of Pocillopora meandrina, 34901 nucleotides long. The record is from the annotation of a GenBank genome assembly. NCBI's taxonomy places the organism in Eukaryota, Metazoa, Cnidaria, Anthozoa, Scleractinia, Pocilloporidae.
AUGGGAGUUGUUUUCCCCAAGCCUUCAAAGAACUCUAUUACUUCAACAAUGGAUGGAAAAAAUGCUUCCUUUAUAGGUACAAUGAAGUUUAUCCGAUAAUCAGGAUAACUUAGCUGCGUCCUGGAGCGUGAAAAUUAGAACCAUCUGAAAAAAUGAACCGAAGGGAAACUUUCUUCAGAUGCUGAUGUUUUGUUUGCCUCUUGGUCUUGCAAAACUUGUUGUACUCGUACGCUUAUAGUGAUACUAUUUCGAUUUUACUUAUACAGAAGGUGCUGUUGUUCCAGUUCGUGUGUCGGACGAGGGGUUUCAUCCAGAGGAACUUGUCCUGUAUCAAGGACAGGUGAGUGAAGUGUGAACAGCUGAAUAUUUUUUUUCAUCUCUCGUUCAUUACUCUCAUUAGCAUUUAUUUGCAAAAGGAGUGAAUGAAGGUAAUACUGACCAGAAAAUUUUAUGCUGCUUCGGUCGGUGGUGGUGAAAAAUUCAGCGCAAAUGAUUGUAAAUUUAAAGAAUUAAUUAAAUUAGAGAUUGUUAAGCUGUGCGCUAAUUAUGUGUAAUAGAUAUUGGCCGUAGUUUGUUUACGUCUUGGCCUUUUGAAUAAUUAUGUUAACCUUUGCCUUACUAUUGUUUUGAGUGUGAUGUUUUAAUUCGAAUUCUUUUCGGAAGAUGUGAAGAAUUUGAAUGGUUGGAUUUCAAUUCAUAGUACAACUAAGUAUUACAAGAUCUAUACCCACUUAAACCAGGCGGCUUCACUCUUUUUUUAUUUUGUGUCCCUUUUAUUUUAUAACCAUGGUGAUUACUCUUUGUGUAUAUUUCCAGAGCAUUUCGUUUGAAUGGAAUGUAGACAGCUCAUCUAAAGGUUUCAGAAUAUUUCAGGUAACCUAAUCAUUAUCAAUAAUACAGCUGAUUUUUGUAGUCCUGAGAUAUUUCACUCAAAUUUUGAAUUUCAAACAAUAACAUUUGUGGGAAUUAAAAACUGAAUUGACUUUUAGAAUAAGAUAAUCUGAGAAAAUAUUAUUUCUGGCUGGUAAAGUUAACAGGACCUUAGAGAAACAUAUGUUAGCUACUUUGCAAUGCAGGCUAUGACAAAUUGUCUUUACAAGUGGUAUUUGGUGCAGGCAGUACUAUCAUUUGUUGCACUUUUUGUUAUGAAAAUGGCUGGAUAACUAUGAUUUGGAUUUUGUAACUUGAAGGUUUGUGGUACGGAACUGAAUCGUGUUCCUGGUGGAUACAACAGUGGUGAUCUGACAUCUGAUAGAUCUUUCAAGGUGUACUUUGGAAGGAAAGGACAAUUCACCUUUAUUAGGUUUGUGUUAUAAAAAUAUACUUGCUGGACAGCAAUAAUUCAGAAGAAAUGGGUCAAUCAGUUAUCAGGUACAUGGAUAUAAAAUGAAACUUAUCUGUUAAGCCUUGUUUUCUUAUUCUUUUCAUUUUUACUGUGAAUGACAUCAAGACAGCAUCAUAUAGGAUUAAUGCACAAUAAAAUUUGGUUAAAAGCCAAAAAAAUUCCACUAUUUCUUAAUAUGAAGGUAAUUUUCUUUGGCAAAUCAUAGCUGAUCUAAAAUUAAAAUGUUCCUUCAGUAUUGAGCUUUUUUCUUCCCUUCCAAUUUCAGUGAGUCUAAAGAGCACAGCUUUGUGAUAUUGCCUUUCAAGGUACAAGUAGUGGAGAAACCAAUGAACAUCAUCAAGGUGCUCAGAAUGAUUGAUCAUAUUUAAUAAACCUCUUAUUCCAAUGUGGUACCAUGUAUACGUAUAAAUUCAUACAGGAAGUGAAACAUUGCAGCUAAACAAGUAUAAGCGUGACAUUUAAAAACAUCAAUUUUUAAAAGGGGAGAGACUUAAAAAUAACAAUAAUAGAUGGAUAAGAGUGGAAUUAAUGUUGAAAAAUGUUGAAAAAAUUUGUUAUCUAAUAUAAUAACCAAUUUCCUGUAGAUCACAGAUGAAGGCUUUGAGAAGAUGUUGGUGAACAUUGAAGAAGGAGAGACUGUUCAGUGGAGCUGUGAAUAUGGAGAUUCUAAAGCUUUAUCUUGUUCCAUUCAAGAGAUGGAGUAAGUGCAUGAAGAAGUGAAAUUGUUAUUAAUAAUUUCCAUUAUGUGUGUGACUGAGCUCAAUAACAAAAGCAAGACUUUCACAUUUGACUGCUCACUCAUGUAAAUGCAGUUGUCCAUAUCACUUGAAAUGGGAGACAUGGGGGUUGUAUUAUGGUAACUGUGCUGGAUUCUGGGGUUUAGAGGUCCAGCUGUGAGACCCAGCAGGAUAUUGAGUUGUGUUCUUGGGAGCUAAACACUCUCAAAGUGUCUCUCCCCAGUUAGGAGUAUAAAUGGAUACUGGCAAAUUGUCAGAGAAGCGCGAUGAAAUGCUGAAGGGAACCUUGUAAUGGAUUGGCAUCCCACCUGGGAGGUUGUUGGGUUAAUACUCCCAGACAGUUUCACACUAAAGAAAUUGUGAUAAGAUCUGGCUGUCAAGGCCACAUGUCUCUAGUGCAGACUUUACCAUAUACCAUAUAUGGGGGAAGUUAAAGGUACAAGUCAGGAAUUGGUGGAAUCUCUUGUGUAUGUCACAUGAUACCUUUUGGUUAAGAAUCAGGUACUUACUUUGUUCACCAGAUUGCGAGGUACACUAAUGACUAAAUUGGACUAUAUUUUGAAGAAGCAAAUGUAAUAAUAUGAGAGUUCUUUUGAUAUGUGCGCUAAUAUAAAAACUGUUUAUUAAUAUGCUGGUUAUGAUUAUUACAUGCGACUGACUGCCUUGUCCACAUGGCAUAAUUUGACUUUUUUCAGGUUUUGUUUUAAACAUGCAGGGUUUGUUCCAAAAAAAUCAAGGUACUUGUAACUAAUCUUAGUUUCCUAAUUUAAUGAAGUCCUAAUUAAUCUACUUAGAGGGAAAUUAAAACAAAUGACUUUGGAAAAGCAAGUUGGGCAUGUUCCCUAUUCUAUAACUGUACAAUGAUACUGGUUAUCAAACAUUGUGGCCUGCAGGAGUGAAUUAUGGUCAACUUAAAUUUUUUUCUCCUAUUCAGGAUCACUGUUUAUUCAACACAUGAAAUGACAUUUCAGGACACAGGGCUGUUCUACUUCUACCUUGACAAGCAUGAUACAGGCACAGACUGGCUUAAUGACCAAGGAAACUUGAUUUGUGCUGUGAGAGUUACUCAAGUGAACAGGUUUGUAAAUAUUUACUGAUAUCAUAAGUAUGUUCUUUUAUUUAGCAAAGAAAGAGAAGUAUUUUUAAUUGAUGGAAUGUUUAAUCAUCUAAUUAUGGCUAGUGGAACAACUGAUUAGCAGCACUUGGUCUCCAUUUAUUUUUUGUUAGUAUAGCAGCCAAAAGUUCAUUUUACACUUACAUAGCUGCUGAGCCUCAGAGAGAUGCCAGGUUUAAGACCAUGUCAGUAUCUAUGACACUUACAUGUAUGUAGACUUCACUGCUUUUUAUGAAAUUGUAGAUUAGGCAGACCAACCUCUAUGUUGAAAGUUUAAAUUACCCUUUAUAACAUUAUAUUAAUUUCAACCUUGUUUCUAGACUCUUGAAAGUCUUGAAAAGUUAACACCUAAUUGUGAAAUGAAUUACUGGAGCCCAAAUUUUUACACAGUGCUUAGGGUUAGGUCAAAAGUAAACUCAAUUUAAUGCCAUUAAAGAAAUAAGGACUUUAAUUGGUGUAUAAUUUACUGCUGUUGUUUUUCAGGGAGUUCUCAGUUCAUCUAUCUGAUGAGGGUCUUAAUACAAGCAUGAUAUCAGCCAGAGUUCAAGAUAGAAUUUGGCUUGACUGUCCAACUAACAGGGUGAGAAUAAACAUUAAAUUUGUUUUAAGUAGACUUCAUGAGUUACACAUAAGAAAUGCCUUUAUGGGAAUUUUUUUGCUAUGUAACUUGAUUUAUCUAAUGAAUUACUGUAACAGUUGUCUGUUCCUGAGACUUCAUUGAAGCUCACAUGACAUUAACUUGAAAGUUUGCUUUUCUACUUUUUGAAUCUGAAUGUCUUACGCAAUUAGUGACAGAGAUCGCUUUGCUACACUGUUAUUUUCAAUUUUAGACCCAUGCUAGAAAGAUUUUGGAUGCGUGUAUUUAUAAAGAUACCCUGGCAAAUCCAUUGGUUUCAGCACAAUUGUUUGCUGGCUCAGCCAGGUACACCUUCAGUCUUUGUAGCACUUGUGUAGGAUAACUGUGAUUAAAAACUGUCAGUUUGUUAUAGUUGUGUAGUACGCAUUCAAUUUACAGUGGCCUCUUGGUCAAUACCAGUGCACCGAUUUUGGAUCAGCUGGUACUUGAUUCUCAGCCCUGGCCAUUCAAUUCUACUAUAUACUAGUAAGAUUAUUAACUCUUACAAUAUCUCUUUUCACCAAGAAUCAUUUUGAUAUGUGUUCUAGUGAACUGAAUUUUGCUACCUCAGAAGUAAGGGGGGACACUGUAAACAUUCCAAUUCAGAGGGAGCAAUUGAGCACCCAUAUAGUCGCUCCAUGACUUGAGUAUAAACUGGCCAGGGAUAGAUUGGGGCCAAUAGGCUUAUUUGUGUAAUUGUUAGCAGUAAUUUAUUCAUUUUGAUCUUUACCCAUGCAUUUUUAAAUCUCUAUUUGAACCCCACUGUACACUGAAAUUUUAUUUAGUAUUUAUACAAUAACAUGUUUAAACAUUUUCCAUCAAUGAUUUUAAUGCCUUGUUAUAAUAUUUUAUUGUAGAAUUGCUGAACUUGUUUCCUAUCAAUUCGUUGAGCCUGGUCUUUAUCACUACAUGUAUAACAUGGCUGAUCUCUCACAGUUUCGAGGAUGUGUUGUUGUGCAACCAAAACCAAGAGAACAUGUCGUUAACAUUGUUGAUGGACAGUUUGGACCUGGUAAACAGCCUUCAAUUACAUGUUGUUUACAUGUAGCCUGAUCUAUAAAUAAAACUUAUAAUACAUUAUUGUAUUUAUUAAUACCAAUUUUAGCAAUUUUAGGACCAGGGUUGAAUUUCUUGUAGCUUACUGUCAUUUCAGAAUCUCUUCAGUAAGUACCAUACCCUCAACUCUCUCCUCCCCCCUCCCUUCAUUAAACAGGAGACCAAUUUUGUUAUUCUUCAGUUUAUUAUUCAUGCAUUGGGUGAUUAGCACCCACUAGCUAAUCACCCCUGAGCUGCUAAAUUGGCCCACAAGAAAUCAAUACCCACUUGUGUAGUUUAUGCCAAAAAAUUAAAGGAAAGUAAUCAACAAGGGAAGUGUCUCAUGUAUUUGAUUCAAAAUAAAAUUGACAUAACUAAAUAAAAGUUUAUAAUAUUAUAUUGUAUAACAGUUUUACUGUUAGGUGAAUCACUUUUGACAUCCACAAAGAGACAGAGUAAACAAUUAUUUCAAAUGAUUGUUUCAACAGCUCUUCUGACAAUUAAUGAGAAGGAUAGGAUCUGGUGGACUUGGAAUAAUAGUCAGGGUUUAUCAUUCAUUUUGAAAGAGGUAUGUGUAACAAAGAAAAAAAUUAUUAAAGACCGGUGAGGUUGUAAGAGUAGCAUUUAGUAAUGACUCUAAAGGACAGAUGUAAAUUUGUGGUUCCUCAUUCAUAGUUAUUCAUUUUAUUUUACUAAUAAUUAAUAUUUAUGAGAAGGCCUUUUUCUUUGUUGGGCAGUGAUUUAUUGGUUUCCUAGUGAUAAUUAUUUGUGCAUGUACUGUAAUUAAGAUUGGCUUGUCAGGGAAGGAAAUAUGCCAAACAGAUCUUAGUCUGGUAGUCUUCCAUUUGAUACAUUCAUUUGACAUAAUGCAUGAGUUCCAAUAUCUGAAUUAGCUUCAAGUCGUUACUCUGACUGAAUUUUUUUUUUCCUAAACUUAGUUGAACUGCUGUACCCCCUUAACCAGAAGGAAAUCUCUUUGCUUAGGUAGGCUACUUCCUGUGUCUUUGUCAUUCAGUUAAUCAUGCAUGGCUGAAUGACAGUUAUUGAUUCAGAAGUGAUUCCAAGAUUAAAUAUUUCAUAUUCUGUACUCUGCAAUAUUGCAAUGUUUUGGAAUAUUAUUGUUUAAUGAGACUUACUUGAAAAGAUAAGAAUUUUCCCUACAAUUCAUGCUGCUUGCUUUAAACUGUGCCCUGAAUCUCUUCUGUUUAAUCUUUUUUUCAUUAAUUUUUAGGAUGUGAUUGUAAGGAACUGAGUGACCAGGUGGAUUUUGUGCAACUGUUGGGACUGAUGACUCACAAGUUUGAUUCCAUAGGAGAAUUUAGUUUCCACCUGGUCCCUAAGGAUGACCAAUCUUUUCCAUCUACUUGCUGUUCAGUGGUGGUGCAGACAACUUCAAAGGUAAAUAUAUAAACAGAAAUGGUCUUGAUUGGCUGAAAAUAUUAACAAAGAAAGAGACAAGUGUCAACUUAGAAGAGAACACAUCUAUUUUUCUCUGAAUUUUUAUUUCCAAUCUGGGGUAGCCUUCAAUUUAAAAUAUAUUAAUCUUAACUAAACGUUCAAAAUUUUACUUGAUACAGUGUUCAAUUUAUGAUAUCAUUGCAUAAGCAUUUUUAUUUACUUUUCUUUUUUUUAAUCUAACAUUCCUUACUCAUUAUGAUCAUGGUAUUUAUUUCAUAUUUUUGUCACGUGUCCAUUGUGACCUUAAUAUAAGGACAAAGAAAAUGAAGGCCAUUUAUUGGAAAAGAAUAUGGCUUACUUUGUACAUUUUAGAUUUGUAAAGACCUUUGACCAUCCAUUAGGAGGUUUUGAAGACUUGCUGGUUCGAACAGAUGGUCAAAAUUAUUCAGUACUGAUGAAUUGUAUGGAAUAAAUAAAUGUCAUUUUUACCUGAUCAGCCUUGAAACAAACAAUUCUGUUUCAUCUCCUGUUGUUUAGCAUUAUUCAGUCAAAGUUUGUGAUGGACACUUUACACCAAAGAUCUUAAAUGUACAUCCUGGAGACUGGGUAUGGUGGCAGUGGAUUGAUACUAAAAGACCCCAUAACAUUAAACAGGUAUCAUUUUUUUUAAAUCAGUGACUAGUUUCAGGUUAGAUCAUGAGAACACUCCUUGUUCUUCACUCUUUUAUCUGUUAGAACUUGCCACACAACUAAAGCUUGUACUGUGCACAAUUUAGAAGUCACCUGCAGCUUGCUAAUGAGGCUAAUAAUGCUUUUCACAGACAAAUAUUUCUUGGUUUUGACUGUAACCUUUUACAAAAAAUCCAGAGGAACAUCCUUGUUAGCUGGGAUCAAUUAAAAGAAGUUUUCCACAGCUGUAAGGUUUUGAAAAUAAAUGCUUACCAACAGUGUAAGUAUGAAUGUAUAUUAUUGUAACACUGGGAAGGUUUUGUUGUUUUCAUUUUAGGUCUCGCACCAAUGGAUAUCACAGGCCAGUGGAUUUGACAGUGGAAAGGCAACCAAAGCAGCAAGUGCCUUUACAAAUGUAUUUCAAGACCUUGGUAUAUUUUAUUUUGCAAGGUACACCAUGUAUGUUGCAUUAUCUCACUUGUGGUACAAACAAUUUGUUUUUGUCUUGAUUUUGUAAAUAGACAUUUCUUUGAAUUAUCAAAUCGUUAUUGUAUUGCUUGUACAUGUAAUGGGGUUAAUUGGCCAGAAAUUAUGGUACAUUGCACACUGAUGCAAUGAAAGAUUACUAUAUUUUGUUCACAGGUUACCACAGUGACCAUUCCUUGUGCUAACAUUUCAUAGGACAUAUACCCAUCUGACUGUAAAUACAUAAAAAUCAUAUAACAUUAUGUGAGCUGUGGUUGAAGAAACAAAUGUGGAAGCAAUCCUUGCAGUUAUGAACAUUACCUAAAUAUUAGUGAAAAUAUUCGGCCUGUAAACAAUUCAGGCUUGUACAGGUUUUGAACCCAUAUCCUCUGUGAUGCCAGUGCAGCCCUCUACCAACUGAGCUAACAAGCCAACUGGGAGCUGGUCAUUACUUUGGUUCCAAAUAAGUUUGUAAUAAGCUCCACAUUUCACAUACAUGAUUUUCAUAUAUUUGCAGUCAUUUAUUCACCACUUCAUGGGUUUAUUUACAACCAACAUACAGUGACCAGCUCCCAGUUGGCUUGUUAGCUCAGUUGGUAGAGUGCUGCAGUGGUAUGGCAGAGGUCAUGGGUUCAGAUCCUGUACAGCCCUGAAUUUUUUCCAGGCCUUAUUUUCACUACCAUGUAGGUAAUGUUCUUAACUGCAAGAAUUGCUUCUUUAUUUAUGCGCCUAUCUUUUUGACAGAUUUUGACAUUCAACCACUUCUGAUAAUUUCAUGACUGCUCAUCCUAAAAUUUGGUUAUUUGCUUUUUUUCUUUACAUUAAGCAAUGGCAUUCCUGAAAUGCUUGGAGCUGUUGUUGUGACCCCGUCAUCUAAGGUAACAGUCCUUGUUCUUAGUUAUAUUCAUUAAAGUGUUUCUUUGGCAUGAUAAUUAUAGAGUAGUAAUUUCCACACUCAUUUUUGUGGCCAUCAAAUCUACCAUCUCAGUUACACAUAGCUGAUGUAACAGCAGAGGGAAUUCAACCAGAUCUAUUGGUGGUAUCAGUAAAUGCCUGUGUUACUUGGGUGUGGUCAGAUGGGACAUGCUGCAAUUUGCAGGAAAUAUCCCAGCAAGGUGAAGCUCAAGGAACGUUGCAACCAUCACACAGAGUCCAUUUUAAAAGGUAUGUACAUAUAGCUGGUUGAAGAGCAAAAACAAAAACAAAACAAGUUGAAAAAUAAAAAGAUAGACAAUAAUUACUACUGAGUAAUCAUUAUGUUUGUACUGGUCAUGCUAAGGUAAUGGUGUACCACAUAAAAUAUGCUGCAAAUGUUUUGUUUUAUUCAUUUUGUACCACUGAAUCCAAUGUUAGUGAUGACAAACUAACCUGAUGAUGUUGAGAUUUCUGUUUCUGGUUAUCUACACUUCUAAUGUGAUUUUUAAUGGCAAAUUUAUAUUGUUUUGUGGUUUUAGGUGCCACACACGCCUCUUUGGCAAAGCUGGAAUGUACCAUUUCUUAUGCUCAGGAUGUCAUGACAGUGAAAGUGAGGUGAGCAGAACAAAGAUGGUAUUUUGUAAUCGUUAUUAUGAAUAAAAUCAAACUCAUCAGGUGCAACUUGGACUUAAAGUGUAAUAAUUAUUUUUCAUUAGACUUCAGAUCACAUAGAUAUGGAGUGACCUGUGUAGGCAUUCCAUGAGAAGUGUGCUUGAACAAUUUUUAUUCAUGUCAGUUACUGUGCAUCACAAAAAUGAACAAGUGAGUGCAGUCAGAACAAGUGAGUGUUUUUGUGCAUUGCAACAAGUGAAUAACAAUCAUUUGUACUCACUUUCCAUGGUAAGAUGUUUUUAUUUUAUACAUACUGAGAUUUUUUCAUAUUUCAAUUCAGAGAUUGGUAUGAAAGACAUGGACAACAGUACAUCACAGUUUGAUUCUCAGUAUGUAUAAAAUAAAAUAUCAUAUUGUAUCUCAGAAUGACAGCAAUAUGGUGUUGUUUCCUGUUCAAUGGUUUAUAUGUGUGUAUGUGUAAAUGUCUGUUUUUUUUUGCUCUAAUUUUGUGUUCUUAGGUUCACAGUCAAAGAAGUGAUACUUUCAUCCACUCUGUGUUAGUAGACCCAGUCCCCUACUCAUGUAGGGUUGGAGUUACUGCAGCUGAAGGGUUCAAACCAUCAGUUCUAACAAUAGAAAAGGUACUGGCAUGUCACUGUUCAUUUAAAUUGAAAAUAAGCUUGUGGUACUGGAGGGUUCAAACUGUCUGCUCUAACAAUAGAAAAGGUACUGAAAUGUUACUGUUCAUUUAAUUUGGAAGAAAAAUUGUGUUACCGAGGGGUUCGAACCAUCUGCUCAAAUAUUAGAAAAGGUACUGAAAUGUUACUAUUCAUUUUAAUUUGGUAAUAAAAUUGUGUUGCUGAGGGUUUCAAACUAUCUGCUCUAACAUUAGAAAAGGUACUGAAAAGUUACUGUACAUUUAAACUGGAAAUAAACUUGGACAUUUGCUUUAUUAUAGCAUUAAGUUAUACAUUUUGAGUUAUUUUCCAAAUGAAAUUAUCUUGUAUUUUUCUUAUCAUUUAUUUAUUUUCAAGUCUCAGUGUAUUCUUUGGACAUGGGAGAACCAAGAAAAUGAAGAACAUAACAUUAUCCAUGUAAGACCACCCCAGGCUAAAGAGGUAAUGCUUUCUAAUGCUUGGGGCUUAUGGAAAGAGACUGUGAUUCUUCCCUUCUUUCACAGGAUAAGCCUUAUUCUUAGAGAAAUUCGUGUUUCUUAAGUUAUUUGAAGAUCAUCCCUGAGUUUGGAAAUGCUGAAGGGGUGUAUGAAUCCUUUGACAGCUAGUUACACUGUCAACAGAGUUAAUAGAAAGAUUGUCAAAACGUUUUUAUACAACUCAGUUCAGACGUGAUUUCGACAUCGGACGGGUAACUGGGAGUUUGCCCUUCUCCUCGCCGCCGUCCGUUAAGUUUUCAUUUCUUUGUUUGUGUCAUUUUUACAGCCCUCUUACAAUAGACAGCCAUUUUUCUUUGUUAACCGUGACAGAGUUACAUUAAAGUGAAGUAUUAGAAAUGGUGCAGGAGAAACUACCGCGUGACCAUCCUGUACAACAAACCCAGAAUACUCGACAGUAGAAGUGUUAUCAUCUUUUAUCUGACCACAUUAUGCAUCCUAAGUUUAAACUAGCGGAGCUGCCCGGUUCUCAACAUGGACUUAAUACAUUUAUUAUUAAUAUAAUAUAUAUAUAUAUAUAUAUAUAUAUUAUAUACAUAAUAUUUAUUCUGCUCUACUUCAACGUAUUGAGCACUCUUCCACGCGAAAAUCGACCUGCAGACUUCCUAUAUAUAUAUAUAUAUACCAUACUGAUGUGUUAUUUAAUUGAUAUUUACAUUAUAUCUUAUUUAUUUAUAUGUACCUUUUUUUAAGCUGCCCCUCUCUCGUGUGGUUGGUCUCUCGGCUUUUAACAGUGGUCAGAUGACAACUCGCAGUACAUUUUUUCACACAUUUGAUGUUGCUGGAACAUAUUUCAUAUCAUCAGAAGGAACCGAUGGGCAUUUGUGUAGAGUGGAAGUCCUAGAAAAAGGUGAGAUAAGUUUAUCUAUAAAGCUAUACAUACGUUACUCUUUGUCAUCAGGAUACCAAAGAUAUUCUGGGAUGAAAUUUAUAGCAAGCUACUUUACAAGGAAUGUUAUUGAGAGACCUAUCUUUUGUUUCACGUAUUUAGCUGCGCAUGUUGGACCGCCUGGGAUUCCUUCUGGUGAGAAAGACGGAGGAAAUGUAAGUGUCUUUAAAAUCUUCUCCUCGCGUCCAGGAUCGAUUAAAAACACUUGUAUGAGGCUAAUGAAAAACUGACAGGUUUGACAGGGUGUGCUUGACAGGUUCUGAUAGGGUGUGCUGUUACUUUUUAAAGGUUGAAUGUGGUUAUCAAGUUUUCCUGGAAUGUGAAACAGAGGAAGUAGAAAUAUGUUACACUCUGGAUGGAUCCUACCCAGCUGAGUACAAUUCAAAACUUAUGGUAAGGGUUACACUUUGUUUUGGUUUUCCUAUGGUUUUCAGAGCUUAGAAUUGGCCACUAAAUUUUGUAAACUGUCGACACGGCAAUACUUUCUUCAGUACACGGCAAGAUCCAUGGCAAGGGACUUAGAGGUUUAGUAUUGUAAGAAUUCGAUCAUUUGUGUUGUCUUUUUCGAUAUUGUGUGAACGUAACCUUCAACUUUCUUUCCUUUUCAAAGCCUUACAAUGAGAAGAAAGGAAUUUUUUUAGCCCGAGCUGGAUUCUUUGUCAUUAGAGCUGUAGCCAAGAAAGAAGGCUGUGUAACAAGUUCAGUGUAUACUUCAAAGUAAGUACAGUUUAUGUUAUGUAAGUUCAGUUUCAUAUUUUUCCUUCACUAUCAAUACAUUUAAAUCAAGUUGUUUUGGGGGUAACCAGUCAAGUCGCCCCGAGAGUCAUCUCACCCGAAGUCAUGUCGCCCGAAACCUGAGUCAUGUUGCACGAAAUGUUAGUAAUGUCGCCCGAAAUAAAGUCAAGUCGCCCGAAGAAACAAAUACUAAAAAGAUCAGAAUUUCAGACUGUUAAUAGGCAAUAACGUUGAGAAUUUGUUAUCCCUAAAGCGCUCUUUGUUUCCGACAACACCAUGAAGAUUCUUAAAGCGUUGUUCGUUUCUAACAACAAAGGGAAACGUUCUUCGUUUCCAACAAAAAAUAAUAAGCGUUGUUCGUUUGGUAUGUGAUCGUUUCACACAGAAAUCGAUCAUAUGCUCGGAUUUGAAAUAUGUUUGAGUAACGAUUCUAAAAGCGUUGUUGGUUUCUUACAGCGAAGGGAAGUGUUCUCCGUUUCUCACGUAAAAAUGAAGCAUUGUUUGUUUGGUAUGUACUCGUUUCUUACUCACGGACAUUUCUCUUUCUUGCCUCUAAAAAUGCCAUAACGACUUUGACUACACAGAAAUCGAUUGUUUGGUCAGAAUUGAAAUAUGUUUGAGUAACGACUCUAAAAGCGUUGUUCGUUUCUAACAACAGAGGGAAGCGUUGUUCGCUUCUAUAACAACAAAUGCACGGAUGCAGCGAAACAUUCAAGUAAAGUUCUUUUGUGUCUAUUUGUGACUUUCGUAACAAUAACAGAUGAAAACAUCUGGUAAACGAAUGUCGAUUAUCGCGUUCGACCAGUCGGUAAAAGGUAACGCGAGUUACAUACAAAUAAAGUUAUGUUGUGUCUUUUGUGAACUUCGUAACAUUAAAAACUAACUUGUUGCCUUGGGUAAGGUAAGUUUAAUAUUUUAAGAUAACAGUCUAUUGUUUAUGCUUGUGACUUUUUUCACAGUAGUAGUCUGAUAGCAUCAUUUCCCUUAGGAUCAGAAUAGGCAUAAAUUAUGUAGCUGUGCUCUGUUUCCUCUGGCGGUCGCAUGUAUAUUAUAUAUAUAAUGAAGAGGGUAAAGCUAGCUACAAUACGAUUACGAACUGACCAAAAUGAGCAUUCAUCCUUGCAUUGAGUGUGAUGAUGAAGUUAGACCACGCCAGCAAGCCCUACAGUGCGACGAUUAUGGUCGAUCAUAUGGUCUUUCUGACCAUAUGAUCGAUUUCUGUGUAGUCAAAGUCUUCAUGGCUUUGUUAGAAACCAAGAAAAAGUUUCUCAAGCUUACGAAAUGUCCGUGAGUAAGAAACGAGUACAUACCAAACGAAUGACCCUUCAGUUUUUUGUUAAAAAUGGAGAACGCCUCCCUUUGUUGUUAGAAACGAACAACGCUUUUAGAAUCGUUACUCAAACAUAUUUCAAUUCCGAGCAUACGAUCGAUUUCUGUGCAGUCAAAGUCUUCAUGGUAUUGUUAGAAACCAAGAAAGAGUUUCUCAAGCUUACGCAACGUCCGUGAGUAAGAAACGAUUACAUACCAAACGAACAAUGCUUCAUUUUUUGUUGGAAACGAACAAAGUUUCCCUUUGUAGUUAGGAACGAACAACGCUUUAAGAAUCUUCAUGGUGUUGUCGGAAACAAAGAGCGUUUUAGUGAUAAAAAAUUCUCAACGUUAUUGCCUAUUAACAGUCUGAAAUUCUGUUCUUUUUGGUAAUUGUUUUUUCGGGCGACUUGACUUUUUUCUUUCGGGCGACAUUACUAAAAUUUCGUGCAACAUGACUCAGAUUUCGGGCGACAUGACUUCGGGCGAGAUGACUCUCGGGCGAGAUGACUCUCGGGCGUCUUGACUGUAAACCGUUUUGGGAAUAACACGGAUUGAUUAUCAAGGAUAUAAAAUGCUACAGAAGUUAUCACCUGUUGGAAAUGUAAAUGGAAAGUUCAAAAUACGAGAAGCCUGCGAAGCUGGCACUCGCUGAGUAUGUGAGUAACACACAUGCGAAAGAUCAGACACACUCUGUAUUCUGUGCACGUGACUUACAACUCGCGCUUGCUGGUCUGAAUUACUAAGUGAAAUUAAGAGCGUACUGCAUAGGUUGAGAUAUGGAUACCUGUUUCUUAACUGCACAACCUCCCAUCCCAAGGAAUCCAACUGAUUGUUGAUAACUGAUUUAUCUUGGAUUGUUUCAUUCAACUAUGCAUCCACAGACGUUUCUGGGUCAUGAAAAGCGAUGAUGUUGUUCAAGAGGAUAUGAUCGAUGAAGAGUCUGAGCAGGAACAGGGGACUGGAUCAGAGGAAGUAGAUUUGAAAGAAGAGGUGAGAGUCUGAGUUAUUGGAUAGUGUUCCUGUAGCGCCUUCAGUAGGCAAGAGAGGCGUGUUUUGAUAGAAUGCAUGACCCUUGUGCAAACUGCACUCGAUACAAGACCAUUUAGAGAUGCGCGGUGCCUCUGAUUUCAAGUAAUUGGCCAUGAGCUUAACCACUGAAAUGAAAAUUAUUUUCGUAAUUUUCAUGUGAAUAUAACUCAUUUUCAAAAGAAAGGAUUUUUAGAAUUCGGAAAUGGUCGAUUCUCGUAAUCCCUCUCGUGUUAAGAUAAGGUUAUGAAAACACAGAAAGCGUCCUGGAAAACGCUAAAUAUUUUUUUCAAAAAUACGCGCAAAACUCAGUCGUCAAAAGCGUGCCUGGUUACUUUUUUAAAUCUUCCUGUGCACUGAUGAAUAUAAGUGCGUAUUAUCUUUGAUGAAGAGAACUGAUAAACGGGUCCUCAGUUACUAGUUAAACUAUGCUAAAGGUGCGAGUUGUUGUUAUGUCAAUCCACUGAUGUUACAGUUUAAUCGUGAUUUACUCUUAGUUUUCAUCAUUUUUUAAUUGUCUAAAUGUAUUUUUAUUUAGGUUUUUAUGAGAAAUCCCUUUAUUAUUAUUCCUAGUUUAUUUAUUUACUUUUCGUGGCAUGUCUGUAAAGAAGCUAAUUAGCUAAGAACAUUUGACCACGUUAAAUAAAGGUUAUUGUGUUGUCUUUUUGUUCGUUCGUUUUUCUUUUUUUUGCGUUAGAUAUUCAAGUGGCAUUGGUUAAGUUGUAGGCCGAGUAUUACCGUAGAGCUUGUUUGUGACAACACAUUUAACAUCAAUGUUACUCUGGGAAACGCUGCAGACCUAUCAUGGAUCAAAGGAUUUCAGGUGUGGCCUUAUGUCUCUCGGUGCUUCUGUGUCUGCUGCCAUUCUCUUCCCUCCCUUCCCCCAGACCUAUCAUGGAUCAAAGGUGCUUCUGUGUCUGUCUCUCCAUUCUCUUCCCAUUCUCUCCUCCCCCCCCAAGACCUAUCAUGGAUCAAAGGAUUUCAGGUGUGGCCUUAUGUCUCUCGAUGCUUCUGUGUCUGCAGCUAUUCUCUUUCCUCCCCUUCCUCCUUCCCCCCCAAGACCUAUCAUGGAUCAAAGGAUUUCAGGUGUAGCCUUGUGUCUCUCGAUGCUUCUGUGUCUGCUGCCAUUCUCUUCCCUCCCCUCUCCUCCCCCAAGACCUAUCAUGGAUCAAAGGAUUUCAGGUGUGGCCUUGUGUCUCUGGGUGCUUCUGUGUUUGCUGUCAUUCUCUUCCCUCCCCUUUCCCCCUUCCCCCCCCCCCCCCCGACCUAUCAUGGAUCAAAGGAUUAAGGUGUGGCCUUGUGUCUCUCGAUGCUUCUGUGUCUGCUACCAUUCUCUUCCCUCCCCUUCCCCUCCCCCCCCGACCUAUUAUGAAUCAAAGGAUUUCAGGUGUGGCCUUUUGUCUCUCGAUGCUUCUGUGUCUGCUGCCAUUCUCUUCCCUCCCCUCCCAUUUUAUGAAUCCCCUUUUUUUACGAAGAGAGGUGACUCAGCCAUCAGCUCAUUCAUCAUCAAAGCAGUCUGUUAUAUCAUUGUUUUUGAAUUGUUGAUGAAGAUACCCAGGAAACCCAGGGCAUGCAGAUGUUUUGAAGUCAGGUUUUAAUUCUAGAUGUCAUAAUUACUUCUGUGAUGUAACCGCCAAAUUGCCAGAAAAGAAAUUGAAAGUCUGUGCUGUAUUUUAAUCAAAAUGAUUCAUGCAGCUCAUUUUAGCUACUUUAGUUGUGCAAUCCGUAUCUCUACUACUUUCAGCUUUUCCUAAACGGUCAACACUACGGUGGAUGGUUCGGCCCGCACUGCAGAGGCUUGGUGGUCAGCGGUAUGAUAGGUGGAAAGGUCUAUCACGUGGUGUUGGCUGCUUAUCCAACCCAAGAAUCAUUUGAACCCCAACUCUCCAAUGAAGUGGUAAGAUUUUUACUCUACUCCGAUAUCUGGACAUAGACUCAAUCGUACAUUUAGCAAAUAAGCCUUUUUUUCAUCUUUAGUGUGCAUAAUUCAUUUUCUAUCCACUUUGCAGGUGAUUUCAUGCCCUUUACAAACUUUAUCCGGGGGACCAGUAGUGUCUUUGGAAGCUGCCACUUCACCCCAGUCUCUUGUGAUUGUAUGGCCAAUCUUCUGUGAUCCUAAUACUGCUGAUAUCGUAUCUUACUCUGUGAUCAUUAAUGAUCAGCCGUUUGGAGAACAGGUGAACACCAAGUUCAAGUUUUUUCCUUGUGAACAUGCUUCACCCCAUGCUUACCGAAUGACAUAUUCUACUGUUUUUCAGAUGAAAAGAAUCAGGGUUAGAUUGGUUCUUUAGGACACAAAUUCAAUUGUCCAAUAUGAUGCGAUUGGCUUUCCCUUCACAAUUCUCCUUUCAAAAAGAAGGCAAUCGAUUGCGGGGUCAUUCGUGUCACGCCCUGCUACCUAAAAAUACUUGCUAGAUUUAGUGCCUAUCCAAUCGAUACUUGUGAUAAGAUUUUUGUCGAUUUGUAUCGGAGAUUGUAAAUUAAAAUGUCAGGUGUAUUUUAAGCAGGGCACUUGUUCUUCCACUGCCACGUUUAUCGAAGCUGUUUGGUCUCCCUUGAAGCCAAAAUACUGUACUGCGCUUUUUGUUUAUUUUCUUCCCUCUGUAGUGAAGGUAUAUUUUCUAUUAUCUUUGAGCAGGUAAUACCGGAAUCGGAAAGCGACUACUGUAGAGUAGUAUUUGAAAGCAGUUUACAAGAUCAGACCUACUCAUUGUGUGUAGCUUCUCAUUCUCCCGGUAAGUACUUUAACUUAACGUUGUGCGCCGCUUCUUAACUCGUCUAGUCGCGUAGGAACUGCAUUUAAAACUGCCGUGAUAACGUGGCACAUUUGCCUAAGCUGAACAUCUCGUUUUUAUUUUAAAACAAAAUAAUAAUUUUUUGGUGAACGCAUCUAUUUAAUAUUAACUGGCUUUCGAGGAAUAUGUUUUUUAACUACCUUAUAUGUGAAUUUAUGUCUGUGGAGAUUGUUGGUGAAGCAUUUAAUUCUUCUGCUAAAAAUUGUAUAUUUUUAUCUUUACUGAAUCGGUACUUAAAUUAGUUAAUGUCCCAGUUUCAGUGGUGAUGUAUUUGUUAUUGAAUAAUCCGAGUUGACGACACUUAUCUGUCUACGUCAGAAUGCAUAAAAAAAUAGUCACAGAACAAAUAAACAAAAAUAUGCUCUAUUGUUAUAUUCUAAGGCUUGUUCGUUUUUUUUUCACUAGCUUUUUUCUUGUUACCUUGUUUAACAAUAACAUCCAAAUCUUUUAGCGAAAGAAAGCAUGUUCACAAUUUAUUUUAAUUCCGCUUUUUUUUUUUUUGUACAGGAUUAGAUGUUUUGCUGUAUUCAAAUGAGGUAGAAUUCUCGCUGCCAAUACCAGAGGAAAUUCUUGGUCCUCUACGGAAAACAACUACUGAAAAUUAUUUUGAGGAAGGCGAGGAAAUUCAAGAUGGCGAAGCCGCGCGGGAGCUGCUAUUAGUAGCUGAGCAAGUCACUUCGGGGUCGUGUGUAACAGUUCAGUCGGCUAGGAACGAAGAGCUAUCUUUGAAAUCAAUUAUCAGUAAACUGCAGACAAUCCCUGAAGAUCAACCGCUGAUUGCUUUGGCUGCUGAGCCUGAUGCAGACGUUGAACAGAGAGUUUCAUCUCAAGAGAUGGAUCAUGUACAGACUAUGUCAGUAGACAAUGAGUCGUUACACCGCCUUGAAGAACAAGAAAAAGUGGCUGGAGAUAGACUCGUUCCUUUAGGAGAUAAAGAAGCUGAUGUGAAAGAUGCACCGGCUGACUUGUCCUCAGCUCAGGUGAAAGAUGAGACUUGUACUGCAGUUAACGUUGAACUGGACUCUACUAUUUUCAGAUAUCUCGGUGGAAGCUGUCGAGGAACAGAGUCAAGUGCAGAAUCGCUGACAGACUCUAUAGAAGACAACAAGAGAGUACUUCAGCUACAAGAAGAAUAUAUUGACGAAGCUACAACUAGCCAAUCUAAUGCUAAAACUGACAUUCCUGCACACGUUGUGUUUAGUGAAUUAAAAGAUGAUGUUAUUGUUAAUCAGUCCGUUGAACACGAUCACAAAUUAACAAUAGAACAAGCGUCAGAGCAGUAUGAAGUGACUCAAGAAACACUAGUAAAUAGAGAAGUGAAGAGGACUGAGUUUAUGGAUAAUGACAAAAAACCCUCUGAAAUCAUCGAACAAACGUCUUCACGUGAAACGAGUGCGGAUCUUUGGGAUCAAAGCGAGAAAAAGGGCGAGGAAGAUACAAAAACAAAUGAAAAUUUCUCAGCUAAACGUGACAAGUUCAAUAGUCACGCAAUGAGUCACGUAGCCAGCCAGGGUAGUACCGAUUAUAACAAAGCUGGAGACAAUGGUGCUCAGGGAAUUUGGGACAAUGACAAACCUGAGGUUGAAUCAAGAACAGAGCUUGAUCAGGAUAUUGUACGUGACGAUAUUCAUUUCAACGAUCUUAGGCACGAUGCUUUUAUUGCUCAGAGCCAAAGAAGCGAAGUAGGGGAGACAGCUUAUGAUAGCCCUGAAAAGGUGGUCUGUGGUUUAUCUGAACUUGAUGCUUCAGACGAGAUAGAAGAAUCACAAGAUAGUGCCACAGAAAUAGAGGAUGAGAAUGUGCGUGGGGCAAAUUCAGAGAGAGGUGAAUGCCUGGAAAAAGGGAUUUUACCCGACUACCUUGCGCAGCUUAUUUUAGGGCGCGAAAGGUCAGCGCAACCAGUUAAAACCACAGAACUGAAGAAUGGAUACCAGCAAGACGAAAGAGAUUAUUUAGAAUCAAAAGAUAUACAGCUGCAAAAUGCCUCCCAUGAAGAAGCAAACGGAAAACGUAAAAACGAGAACCUACAAGAAGAGCUGAUUGCUGCCGCAGUCGAAGUGUUACAAGAUUCACUAAACAGUUUCACACAAGUGGAAGACAGAGCCAUUUCAAUGUCUAAAGGAAAAGAUGAAGUCGAAGGACCAAAUAACGAACGGCUUAAGGAAUGCACCAACUCUGAAAAGGUCGUGUGUGGAGAAAACCAAUCAGCAGAUUUAACACCGCAGGAAACGAACUGUGUUACUCUUUCAUCUAAACAUGCAGGAGACGGCAACAAUGUCCGAUUUGAAGUUGUGGACGACAUUUGGUCGGCGUUAAGUAGCAAUGGUUCAGUGAAGAAUGAUAACGACAGAAUAAUGACUGUUGCUAUAGAAACAACAGAGAUGCCCACCUUCGAAGAAUCAUCAGUCGUUGAUGAUCCUAUGUUCGCGCUCAACAGUAAUCAAGAUGACGUAGACUUCCAACUUGAAAGUGGAAAUAGGGAGUCCAACAUGAAGGGAGAGGAAGCAAAAGAUCGUUUCCAAGGUAAGAUAUUUGUCGAGCGCCUAAGUGUCUUUUUUGUCUUUGUUUUGUUUGUUUGUCUGUUUUUUUUUUAUAUAGGAUGGUAUGUGGUGUAGGCAGGAUGGAAACCAUAUUUAAGCACCGCUUUCACCUAUGUGACAUCUGGGUUUAAGGGAGAUUUCAAGGGUAUUGUCACGUGCUCUCUCAAUUUGUUUAGGUAUUUUCUGAUAUUCUUUUUUCGGAUAAUUAUUUAUUCAAAACACCUAUUUGACGAUGUUGUGUUGUCAGAUGUCCGGAGGUUUGGUGUCACCCAGUUGCUUUGGUGUCCCUCUUCUGCAAAGGAAAUUACCAACCUCUUCUGUCGCGACCUUAUACGUCACCCCAAAUACAAUAGACUUAGUAUGUCAAACAAUGACAAUUGUGUGCCUUUGUGUACUUUAUAUACUUUCAUUGAAAUAGAGGUAGUCUUGCUUGCCUUUAAGAGUAGCCAAGUUUUUUCAAAUGCUUUCAGGCGCGAGUCAAAUCAAGUUGUAUUUUUUACCAUUCGUAACAUGUGCAUCGUCACUGACUGAUUGUUUGGGCAUCAUCUGUUAGGAGAGGUAUUGGAAACAAGUUACGACAAAAAUUCUGCAGAUGGAUCCGAACAUCUUCCCAGACCUCUUCUCGUAAUCAAAGGAACAACGCCCACCGCCGUGACUCUGGAAUGGGAAUGGACUUUGCAGCCCGAACAGAUCGCCGGCGCAGAUAUUGUCUACUCGGUGUUUUCCCUUGGUAGGAAAUUUCACAGCGACAUUAAUAGCAAUUUUUGGUAAGUUUUUGCAUAAAGAAAGCCCAGAUUGUACUAAUUUCGUGCGUUUUAAACUGUUGUGAUAUUUCAAUUGUGUUUAAAUAUUAAAUUAUGUUUCUACAGUUUCAAAUUUGAAGACAGUCCAGUAAAGACAAUGUGGCCAAAUGAAAUCGUAAGUAAAACUAAUUUACUAAACAAAAUGGAUUGUUUUCAUUACUUGACUGACCUUAAACAGCUCAUUAGAAGUCCUCGUGCAUCAUUAAAACACGCUCGUGUGAACCUUUUUUUUUAUUGAUUAAUUUAAUUUAUUUGACUAUUUAUUUCGUUUAGUUCUUCAUAUAUCUAUAUACUCACAGGCUAACUUAAAACAACACGCAUGGCGUACAACUGGUAGAGUUAUCGAGAUCACUGGUUUAAGACAACGUUGUAGUUACAGGUAAGAUAGUUUGAUGCUGUAUUACCGCAGUGUACUUACAGCACAUUCCUCACAUCUCUACCUCAAUUUUGUCUUUAUAGAAUGGCCGUUCUGGGCCAGUUGAUGCCAUGUGCUGGCGAAAGCCUGUCUCAUGUUAUUUCCUUUACCAUGCCCGGGGCGCCAAAGUCACCGGUGCUCCACGUCAGAGACCUCCAGGAUAGACAGGUACUGAUAACUUCCUUUGGUAUUUGUUCUGCAAAGAAAAAGUGAAUUCAGCUUGCUUCUUACUGAUGUCUACUUCACUUUGGGUAUAGAUGGCGUCUCCUGGUUUUAUCUGGCCGUGUCCACGAACAUUCAUUCUUUGUAUUUCAGGUUACUCUGACGUGGAAGCCGUCCACGUCAUUCGGAGAUGCAACUGUCGUGGGAUAUAGACUGCUGAAGGAUGGCAAGGCAUGCAGGGAAGACUUAGCCUCUGAAACUCUCAGCUUAUGUUUAGCUGGUUUAGAGGAAGGUUUGCGUCAAUUUACAUUUUGAGAACCAACAAGCGGACGAGUCGAUUGUUUGAUUUUCCUUUUGCCUCAAUAGAUUUUGUUGUCUAAGGGUGGUUUAGGGAUGAAAACAUGGCUAAAAUUGUUUAAAGUUCGUUACAGUUAAAAUUUUUAUCAUUUAAAAGCAACUGUAGAGGUUUUUGUAUCGGGUAUUUCUAUCUUGCGAUCUUAACUUGUAAUAUAUCUGUAUUUCUUUUAUCAGGUAUAAUUCAUAACUUCAGUUUAAUAGCUGUAACUGGACACAAUGUAGGAGACAGCAAACCUUCCAAUACAAUCAUUGUGCACUGUCCUACUGUACCUGAAUCUCCAGAAAUCUACAUCAUAGAAUCGUCAACUUGGGGAUCUAUAUGCAUCGCCUGGAAACGCAAUGAGCCAGUGAACUCCAGUUACUCAGAGAAGCAUGCGCAGUACAGCUACUGUGUCUAUGUAGAUGGAGUACUACAUGGGGAAUGUGCUCUGGAUGAUGUGACCGACAUAUUCUCAGAUGAACACACUUAUACCAUUACAGACUGCACUUUUGAGCGAAAGUACAGUCUGAGCGUUAGAAAAUAUCUAAAUCCAGAUGUAGUUACUGGUGAAGAUAAAAAUAAGGUUUACGUGUGUGGUUGCUAUGGUGAGAGCUCCAACAUUUUGGAGGUUUACUGCGCAGGACCACCAUCUCCCCCUGUGCCUCGGGUUUCUCGUAUUGACCAAUCAGGAGUCACCUUGUCAUGGAGCAGGUCACGUGAAUAUGGUGGAGUUGCUUUAGCGGUAUGUUUGCAUUUUUUUAUUAAGUGAACAAUACCACAGGUUAUAUGGUCCGUAUUAUCAAUCUUAUUGUCAUUUAUGAUUAUUUUUCCUUGUUUUAGGGCUACAUUCUUCACGUUAAUGGUAAAUGGUCAACAGAGCUGUUUUCCCCGGAACAACAAGACACAAAAUUAACAGGUUUUAGGUUAGGAGAGGUUAUCCGCGUCCAAAUGGCUGCAGUCACUUCAGAUCGUGGCGUUCCGAUAUCAGAAAUAGUUAACCAGGAAGUCAAUAAACCGCAUUUCUUUCCAUCAUCAGUUGAAUUACUUGAUAGUGGUGUGGAAAGCAGCUCGAGUUUCCUUUCCAAGGGUUCAGUCGACCAUACGAAACAGCUAUCACGCUCUCUAGGGCCGCCAUUGCUGAUCCAGUAUUCCAACUUGGUCAGACAAAUUUCCAGUUUUGGACUCACCAAUGUAUGCUGUCGUUCUGUUUCCAUUACAUGGUCAUUGGAUUUUACUGCUUCUUGUUCCGUUGAUCCGGAGAUACUAAAUGCUGUAUGCUGGAAAACUACAGAACAACGAACAUCUGCUAUGAGACACAGGAUUGAAGGUAAGGGCUGUGCAAAUUAAUGUGAAUAUUUGAUAUCAUCAGAUCUUGACUUACAGCUUAUCACUUGGAAAUGUUCAGUUACCAGCAUCAGCUCCUAGGCAAGCAAUCGUGCGCAAGCUUUUCACGUGCACAGUGAGGGCAAUGUUUUUAUCCGUCAAUACAGGCACCAAAAAAGGUGACGAGUGGCUAAGGUGGGGUGAAAGGGCGGUCAAAAUUAUGAAAGAAAUUUUUAACGCAUUUUCCGUGUUCAAAUAGAUUUACCCUCCCUUCCCCUUGUCCCCUCCAAAUAAUUAUGUUCUAAUUAUGUUCUGUUUUACUCGUUGAAAACUGCUCUUUUCUCUCAAUAGAGAAGCCUUUCAGAAUCAAAGACCUAGAACCGGGCAUGGAGUACUAUGUAAUGUUGGAAUGUUUUGCGGCACACGUUAAUGACGACAGUUCCAAUGAACAACCAAUAAACCGUACUCAGUCCCAGCCCAUCUCGUUCAAGACGGGCAUAGCGCCAGGCCCUCUAACUAAUAUUUACGUGGUCUCAGCUACAGAGCAAAGUAUCAAACUAGCCUGGAAAGCUCCUGUAGAACACGAUGUCCCAGCAGCCAUGAUUCGAGUGAACGUAAAAAUGACCAAUCAACAUUCAACUGAUCAAGGCGUAGACUUUCAUGUCUCCCCCGACUCCAACGUUUUUGAUUUUGAACACUUGGCUCCAAGAACCAUAUAUACAUUUACUCUGAAAGUCUUAACUAAAGAUGACAUCUUCGACAUCCCUGAAGGGGGAAGUACUUCAGUUGCGAGUUUCUGUGCGUCGACAAACGGCGUAGAUGCCGCCGACAAACUUAAACUUACGUCACGCUCUCCUACCUCACUUGCUAUUAAAUGGCAGUCGGCAGUGGCCUAUGGUUUGUCUAUCAUUCGGCACCACAUAGUACAUUAUGUCGAAAACAGACAGCAACGAAAGAGGUCACGUGGUAAAGUGGUACAGGAAGCGGAGACUGUUAAUGAUUUCCUCGUCGAGAGCGAACGCUGUGAAGCAGUGUUAAGAGGACUGGAACCUGGUAGUGUUUAUAGGAUCAUUGUUCAGACGGUUGAAGGAAUUAUGGACUAUUCGUAUGAGGAAGACUUUGACAGUGACCAUAGUGACACGAAUUCCACAAACAGUAGCGCUCCAAGUGAGAAACCUGCUGAUUUGCAACGAAUUUACCUAUCAGGACCCCUGUUAGUUUCUACCACUGCCCCACCUGAAUCGCCUGUGCUUAUGGUUAGCGGUUUUACUACAACUCAAAUUCAUCUGUCAUGGAAUAGACCUCUGGUUCUCUCGCCAGGUGAGGAAGUUAACAGUUGUUUAUUAUAUACUUUCCUCGAAUUGCCUGCUUACGUGCCAGAAACGUCACUCCAUUUUGGCUCUGCUCGUAUCAGGCAAAAGUUGGAAGUGCCUCAUUCUUCCAAAUUUGUGUUUAAGGUGCGUUAUCUUUUUCAAAAAACUAACAGAACAUAGGAUUAAUUUUUUAAUUUCUCACCCGGCCCAGUCACUGAUGAUGAGGAAAUUCCAUGUGGUCGCGUGCGUCAUUUAAAGGGUUUCCGUGUGCAAAUGAAUGGCCGCGUGUUCACCAGAUUAACCGCUGAUAAGAAAAACAUUACUAUCAAGAAAUGCAAAUCAGGAAUGAAGUACACUUGUGUUGUUGUGGCUAUGACUUGUCCAGAGAUGUUUGGUUGUCAACAAAGGAAGGUUAGUUAAGUAGUUUUAUGUUGUGUUAUAUUUCUCGCGAGUUUUUCCUGUACUGAACUUAGUUGUAGUCGACGCUAUAGUUAUUAUUAUAGUUAUUAUUAUUACUAUUAUGAUUAUAAUUCUUAUUAUUAUUAUCUUUAUUAUUAGUAUGUCUUUUAUUAUUUUCACGUAUAUACUUACCUUUAAAACCUCUAAUCAUCAUCCGUCGUUUGGAAUUAGAACGCCUCUGAACAUAACUCUUUGUCCAUACCACUUUGCGCUUCUAACACAAGAUGAAACACUGGUACUCAAUCAAAUAGGCUUCUAAACAUUUAGAUUUGAAGUUUUUUCAUGUAGUUAUCAGUUUUUUCAGUGAUGUAUUUUGUACCUUCUUGUGGCCUGUUGCAGAGUGAACCGUCUGACUCAACCAUCAGCGGCACAGACACAGAUGAAGAUGACAUUAAAUCCUCCUUGUACUGUUUCGAAGAGUCGGCCUCAGAUCCCGUCGAAGUUACUUUACCUCGUCAGGACUGGGGAGUUUGUUUGAGAGUAGAUUAUUGUGCAAGUAGGCCUGCCAGCUCGUUGGGAAGCAGUACGUGUAGUGAGACUGGUGACGAGGAGGGUGGAGUGGUAGCUCGGUGGAAUUUGAUGUCUGACGUCGCAGUUUAUACGAGUGGAUAUAGACUGGUGUGGUAUUGCAGUACACUUGAAUAUCGGAUGGAAGUCUUCUUACCUGGGAAUGUAAAUGAAUAUGGAAUCUGGUCUGUAUCACCGAGGUAACACUCAGUUAACAGCAACAUUUUGAUUUUCUCACUCUUUGCGAUUGUAUCCUCCUCAGAGGCACGUAAGGUUGUGAUGCACUGUGGGUGAACUUCAUUGAUCUUGAAUUUAGUUCAGGUGCGCCUGCACUAAUUUGUCUUGUUCAGUACUUUCGCUCAAUUUUUUUCUUUUUCAUUUUCCGUCUUUUUUACCAGUGCUGUUUACACUAUUUACUUGGAGUUACUUGACGAAACAAAAGAAGCCAAAGCUGUGUUUGGUCCGGUUCAUUGUCAGGUAACUUUUACAUGAUCGUUCCCACACCUCCACCUCAUAAAAGGACACCCCAACUGCUUUUUUUUCAAUUCCUUUCAGCUCCCAAUAUUUCACCAAAGGAGUAAAAUAAACAGCUCUCAAACACUAUGGCUUGUGGCCUUGUACUUUGUGGCCUUUAACAUAUGACGUAAACGCUGUUUUCUCCUCAUUGAAAAUUCUCUUUACAGAGUCCCCUCCCCUUUUUUCUCCUUUUCAAAAAAUUUCCCUUAAAUUUUCUCCUUUCUCCUCCCACGUAUGUCUUGCUGUACUUUGUGGCUUGCAAACUGUUACUUUUUUAUCUAGACACCAGGCCCUCCCGCUUCUCCAUGGAUCUGGUGCCGAACUUUGUCUCCGUAUCAGAUCACUAUCGAGUGGAAUGAACCUGUUACAUACGGGGAUGUUUGCAUCCGGGGUUAUCAGGUUAGUUUCCUUAUAGUUUACAGAGAACCACUCCUCAAAAACAGAGAUAGAAUUUUGGUGUUGUUGGCAAAUCACGACGUGUUGGAAGUGAUGACCUGAAAGUUGCGGCCUUGCAAGAAAUUUUCUUUUGAGCCAAAAUGACAAAUGAUAGGUUUAACAAAUGUUUUUCGACACCAGAGACCACACACUUACAUAUGGUUCACCAGUCACCUUAAAUAUAUUUUUUGAAAUAUGUCUUGUUUGUAUAUAAAUUAAUUCCUUAACAGCCUUUGUACGGAACAACAUACCUUAGUCAGUGUCGGUAAAAACCCGAAAGUAGUGAUAAAGAAGACAUUGCUAAAUCUAUUUUAAACUGAACCUGGUUAUGUUCGUAGAGCCCUUCAACGUUGUUCUCCGAUGAAAAAUUUAUGAUGAGAUAAUUUUUCCAUUUCUCUACAUACAGGUUUAUCUUAACGACCGUCGCUUGGAGAAAUUAGUUAACCGAACGCAAAGACGAGUCACUAUCCACUGCCAAUCAUCCUGGUAAGAAUGCUGUGACAUGUCACAAAUCUACCUCUUAGCUGUCACAUUGAGAUGGAGGUGAAAAGCUGUGUAAUACUUUAAGUCACAAUGUUUUGAUGCAUAUUAUGCAAAAAGGGCAUAAACCGAGAUAUAGUCGAGCUUAACACUAAGAAUGCUAUCAAUUUUAGUAAAGUGACCGAAAAAAAUGAAUAAAAUCACUUAAAUCUGAAAAUUUACGUUUUAAAUUAACUUUAGUUUAAUGUAGAUCAACAAGAGAUGACUUUAGCUGCUGUCUGUUUAUAAGGGUUUCUCAUUUUAAUUAACUUCAGUCUUUCGAUAUGAGGGGAGCUUAAAUUGAAUAGCAAUUUAAAAUUGUUUUCCGUAGUUGCUUAGACAACAAAUAGAAUUAUUUAUUAUCUUGCUUUUACUCCUGGGAAUUUCGUCUUCCUGUCCAUGUAACUACACUCUACAACUCAGUCGCCGAACGACCAUCUUUCGAUUGACUUGCGUUAAUAUCAAAUUCUUGGUCUCGUCAUUCCAUUAUUAGAGAAUGUGAAGUGUAAUUUGAAUGUGACCCUUGUAUGAUUUUGUUUUUUAGUGAUGUACAUCCAUACCUGUUUGUGUUCGUGUUAUCUACUUUUAUGUUUAAUCGUACUUUAUGGAUUUUUUCUGUUAUAUCAAAUGUGUUCUUUGAUGAUGUAGUAGAAAACCUUUCGAGAACAUAUACGUGAUAUUUUAAGGAAGCAUCAGUCAAGUAUUCAGGCAUAUCAUCGUAACACAUCAUCGACCGAACACCUCGGUAAAUAAAUUGUGCUAAACACCUGCUUGAGAAUUUUUCUUUUCGUUUAAUCUCUUGUUGAUAAACUUGCAUCGUGUUUCAUUUAAUCCCACGCGCUUAGCUCUCCGCUUAAACGAACUUAACUUAAAAAGCGCUAUGAAAAUCUCGAGGCAGCACAACUUGUUUUUGUGUUUGGUUACUAGUCUUAAAUAUCUUUAGGACUCAUUCUUUAUAUCUGCUACUGUUAGGGUUAAGUUUGAGCAAUAACUUCUUGGACAUGAAUAAAAAUAGUUUAGACAUUUAUCGCGAGUAUUUCUAAAGUUUUGUUACAGAGAAUUUGUACUUUCUCUAAACGAUCAGUUGCUUUAUUUUCUGAUGUACUAUGAUAAAUUUUUUACACGCGUUACAGAAAAUCUAGCGAUUGAUCUUUGAUACGUGUUGAUAGCUGCUGUAUUGUGUUUUAUUUCCCUCCAGUGUGUACCGUGUAUCGCUCGUAGCUCUUGGAUCUGAUCCUCAGUAUGGUGACUCUCCCCCGUCCAAUGUCCUGAAGCUCUGUACUCCUGUUGCUCAAGACAGCUUAAUGAGACGUAGACCUUCAGGGGGGGUCAGACGACCAUCUCUUGACUUCACCGUUAAUGUUUUAUCUACUUCAAAUACAAGCAUCUCAUUCGAAUGGACUCAUCCCCCGGAAAUAUGUAAGUUUCUGUCUGACAACUACCAUAUGUCUACACGUGUGGGUGUAUGCGCAGUUCUUUAAACGGCAACAAGUCUAUCCCAUAGUAUUGAGAGAUGUUGCUAGUACAUAUUUGCUCAAGUUUACGUCAUAUUUGCCUACAGAGGGAAAAUUCCGAUUGAGACUUAGACGCUCUUAGUCGGCUACAUUUAUUCACCUUGAGUUGUUGCGGAAGUCUGGUUUCUGAUUAGCUAUUGUGAUUUGUUGGGGUUAGGGUUAGGGGGAUGGGGGCGUAGGUGAUGCAAUACUCGUUUAAAAUGGGUUCUUGUGAAUCUCUCUCCUCUCCCUGGAUCGAGGAUUGUAGAGCGAGGACCUCUAUGGAUGAACGAUAAACUUCCCUCACGUGUAAAGUCACGUGACUUUCAUUGGUUUCUUCUUUUUGUAAAGCUUACACGAGUACAAAGGACCAGGCCUCAACCGUUUGUUUCUUUGAUGGAGUUUUGAAUCCUCCUGAGGCAAAAGUUUCCUGGCACAAAGAAGAAAUUGCAGACAUUUUUUAAUUCUGUGUAACCGUUCUUUUUCUAGUGGAUACCGCUGAUCAUUAUGUCAUCAAAUGGAGCUCUGUUCUCCAACCGCAGGUUAGAAUGCACCAGUUAAUGUUUCGUCUCGUCAAAGGCUAUUGUUUGCUCCUUAUUGCGGUUAGUUUAGAGGUCAAUAGUUUUUUUUGUGUACCUUUUAGGCUCAUGAGCUAACAUUACCAUUGACUCGGACCUGUCACGUGAUUGAAGACUGUUCCCCAGGAACCAAUCACUUUCUUGUUGUUGCAGCCGUGAAUGCUAGUGGCGGCCUGGUUUCUAGGUCAGAGCAGUAUUCAUUACAAACGUUGGCUCCUGUUCAACAACCUGUCCUUAAAUUGAGGUAUUCUCUUUGUUAGUGAUUGGAUUGCUCCCUAAAGACUCGGGAAUGUUUGCCUAGUAAGGUCUUGUUCUUCCUUUUGACAGAUUUUGUCGUCAGGCGAGUAUAACAAUUGAAUGGAGCAAGCCAGCUACUUUUGGUGAUGCUGAAAUUGAUCACUACGAGCUUAUGGUAUGUUCUUAUGAGUUAUUUAACAAAUCUCUAUAGUAUCUUUUGAGUGUGUUUAUUUUGUUUCAAUUAUAAUGGCUGACAUCAUUUCUCACCAUAUGCAGAAAUUUCUCACAUUUCUUUGGGGCGGGAGGUUCACUAGGUAACAGAAUCCAAGUUAAAGUUUGCUGAACCUUGUUCUUUUCAUUUUCUUUUUUUCCUUUUUAGGUCAACAGCAAAUCAGAAGCACAGCUGGAUGUUGAGUGUAGUGAAUACAAGUUUAACACCUGUGAUCCUUGCCAAGUGUACACAUUUGUUUUAAAAGUAAAUUUUUUUAAAAAUCCUUGGAAAAUCUUAUGUGAUUAACUUUUCUUAAAGGUUCAUUUCUUUUGCCUUUUAGGCAGAAAUUUUAAAAUAUGAAAUUCACGAUGAAAUCCUUUUCUCUCCCUAGGCUCUCAGCAUUAAACCAACCUGUGAUAGCAGCUGGUCGGAGCCUUUGGUAGUUACGUGCCCUGGUUCUGCGAAGCCUCAGAUCACUAGGAUCCAGUCUCAACAGGUCAACUGUAUAAGUUUAGGAUGGAAGCCACCACUUCUCAAGGGUGGAGCGGUGUUGGAUAGUUACAAGGUGAUAAAACUUGACCUUUCUUUCAUGAGUGUACUAUAGCAUUGGUUGUUUUAUUACAAUAUGCGAAUUUACAUGUGUCUGCUUCCCUACGUUGGAUUAUCAUGUUCACUUUGUUGCUUUUUUUAAAUGUAGCAUGCACACACAUUCUUUCCUUCUUUCUAAUGUGCGUCCCAAUCUGUUUGGGUAUUUGGUGUUAGGUUUAUUACCUAGAAGAUAGUGGUGAAUUGGUGACGAGUGAAGACCUCAAAACAAAUAAAGAGACAAUAAAACAUGGUCCACUACCCAGCCAAACUGAAAAGGAUGAACUUCUUCCUGUGUCUCCUGACCGUUACUACUGGGUCAUGCUGCAAUUGGAGCUCUUACCAGAAGAUUGCCGGGAAGUUUGCUCUGAGCCAAUCAAGACACGCGCUGCUGUGUCGCCUGACCCACCUCUGAUUAGUUUAGAAGUCGAGUGUUUGGACGAGAGGAGGAGACUGGAGAAGAUAAUAUGUGAACUGACUUACAAGAGAGACAGGUAGAGUUUUAUUAGUGAAUAGGGUUUGUGACAACAUUUUAGUAACAACUAUGUCUUUCCUUCAUUAGGCUUCAGAGGAUGGUUAAUUUAUUGGAAAACAGCAUUGUUGUAAAAGGAUCUAAGGAGAAAGAUGACAAGGUAACACAUUCCGUUUAUUUUAGAUUCCCUGACACGACCAUGUCGUGUCAUUUUACUAUCGACAACUGAAGCAAAUUUCAUUUUUCUUUGAAUUGCGAAAGCCUCAGGAUUGGCAAUCAUGUAUAUUGAAAUCUACACAGUAAUUAGAUGAUUAUUUUACACUCCGUUACAGAUUGCUGAGGCCACCAACUCUAUUUUGGAAAUUCAUUCAGAACUCUCCGACGCACUAAAAGAUAUCAAAGAAUUCACAGGUUAAAAAUCUACUCCUUUUCAUAUUUAUUACUAUGAUCAAUGUGGUUUGUGACUUAAGAAAGAAGUCUUUGAACUCGAUUGUCUUAACACAAAGUGUGAGCUGAAAAAUAUGAUGUUGGGGAAUCACCAACGUUGUGAUUUAUAUUCCCUGGUAAGUAUAUGUAAAUUGCUUGCUGGUCAUCAUAUGCUUUUCUCGUAUCUAGGAUCUAUUUCAACUCUUAUAAGAUGGUCUAGACCACGUGACGAUGGAGAUGCAGUUGUGAGCGGUUACCAGGUUUUUGUUGAUGGGUUCCGUUACGGCAAGAUUCUAUCACAGUGGAGCUUAGAAACCCGUUUGAAGGUAUUUUUUUUAACCAACCAAUUUAACCUAUGCGGCGUAUUUCUGAUGUGAUGUCGUGAAGGACCUUAGUGUACGUUUGACUAGUUUUUUGGUUUUUUUAUGCCAUCAGUUGUCUGUUGAUUGUCACGUGAUUGCUGUGCAGACACUCACUGAUCACCCAGUUGGACCCAGUUCUCUUUCCAAUGCAGUUUCACUGUCUGGCCGUGAAUUUGAUCCUUUUGUGUUAUUCUGUUACUUUGACGUACACAAAAGAGGUGAAAGGUGUGUAACAUUUUUACUAAUCGAAAGGCUUCAUUACCUCGCCACGCCCUGAAAUACUCUUUUCAGAGGGUUUUGGUCAUAAUGAGGACUGAUAGCCAUGUUACUGCCCAGUGAUAUAAAAAAUCAAUGUGAAACAGGCUGAUUAGAAUUGCGGCAAGGAUAAUUAAGAACUUUUCUUGAGCUAUGAAAUGAUUUAAAAUGAAUUAGGAUUAGUUUUGUGAGUGUGAAAAAAUGUUGGAUUUUGGGAGGGGGUGGGGCGGGGAACUUUGAACCGGAAUACCUUGGGUUUGUUCAUGAAUGAGCCCAUAAUUUGAGGCUAACUGAACCUCUGGCAGGUGCGAUAAACCAACGUCUCAGUAAUGUUUAGUAUUUGUAAAUCUGGUUUUCUUAAUAAUAAUUGCGGCUGUUUUUGUUUCAGUUGGCCAAUACAUGGCUGCUGUGACUGGGACGAUUCUCAUUCUUUCGAGCAUAAACACAGGAGUCAGUCUUCAGGUCGAGUCUUUAUACCACGAGGAAUCCUGGCCCGUAGAAUUCCUUGUCCUGUGUUUAGUGUAAUGGACGUUUUCAGUGCUCUUUGGCGACCAGUAGCUACUCUUGGUCUCAACAGGAUGGUUGCUUUGCUGUUUUGGACAAAGUGGUAAAAUUCAUCGUCAUUGCCUUUCGGUUUGUCUAUCUGUUUGUCUUUAUCGUUCGUCCUGGCUAUCUGUGUAUUUAUCUGUCGGUAUGUUGGUCUGCUAUAAUCUCUCCCUGUCACCGUCGCUCUUUUUUGUUAUUGUGUCUGUCUGCUAUGUUUGUCGGUCUGGUUUUAAACACUUGCAUGCGGUAAACUCCAAGCUUCUUAAGGGGGAUAAACUAUACUCAUGGCAGAAAAACUUAUCUGGUAAUUUCAGGUGUUUUUCGUCACUAAAGGUCAUGGAGUAUUUCGUUCAGUUUGCUGAGGAAUUUAAGGAUGAGGUAGGUGUACACAGAGCGCCCCACCCCACCCUCCUGUUUAAAGCACUCAUACAAAUCUUAAAUCACAGGGAGGUAUAAAAAAUUCUAAGGGAUGGAAAUAUAGUAGGUACUUGGCGUUAGUUGAUACUAGCGUCAACAUUUGACUCAAAUUCUUGAGUGGCUCGGUUUUUGCGGCUUGGUUGAAUCUGAUAAAAUGGAAGCAAAGAAAGGAAAGAAAGCUACAUAGGAAUGUCAAAUAGAAACCAUAAGCGGGAAUCACAACAUGAGGUUCACAGACUGGUGUAAUAUCGUUAUUUCUUGUAAUUGUUUCUUUUUUUCGUUCACUUUUAGUUCUCAUUUGUCGCAUGUUGUGUGCGAAGUGAAGAACCAAUUGCUUCUCAUCGCCAGGCUCUUGCAGACAUUUUGACCGAACGAGGAUGGCACAAAGGUGGCAACUGCGUUACACACACUUGUGGCUGCCAUUCCCAGAGUAAGCGGACUCGCAGUGCACGUCGAGGCGCAUCAAGUAGCCCGGAUGUUUGUCAGUUGUUUGGCCUGGUUGGAACACCCACACUUUUUCUGUUGGACACCUCAAGUAAAAAAAUAAGAAUACUUUUAUGUUGUAUAUUUUAAUUGUAUAUAGCACGCAAUAAUUAAUUGUGCUCUUCGUGUGCGCAGAUUGCUUAUCUCUGGAGUGAUAAGCUAAAACUAUUGAUGUAUCAUUGAGGCCAAAAAACCUUUUUUAAGCAACGCACUAUACGGGAAUUUCACCUUACAACGAACACAUCGUUUUUUUUUGUUUUUGACGCUGCAACGAAGAUUACCUGUGCAGAUACGCAGAUACACACGCAAUAGUAAAUUUUGCUUUUCGUGUGCGUUGAUUGGUUCUCUCUGAGGUGAUCAGCCGGUACUAUUGACUUCUUUUAUUAAGGCGAAAUGUCGUUUUUAAGCAACGCACCAUAGGAGAAUUUCACAUUACAACGAACACAUGGUUUUUUUGUUUGUUUGUUUGUUUUCUUUUUUUGUUUUGUGACGCUGCAUCGAAGAUUACCAGUGCAGAUACGUAGAAAGUUUAACGAAUUGAUAGGAUUAUGUUCAACUUUUAUUACAAACUAGAGCUAAAGCAGUGAUAGUAGUGUUUCAUUUCCAUUUGUUUUCAGGUUACAUUUCAUGGCACGGCCGCUGUUCUUGUCAGGACGCGUCAAGUUUUCGCUUAUUUCUUUUGCACAUCUUUUCUCAUGUAAGUCAGACUCUCUGCCGAGUGUCCAGUUGCAAGUACUGUGAAAGCGACAGAGAGUAUGAACAAGAAACCAAUAGCUCUGACGACGAAAAAUACGCCGAAAAUAUUGCAGGUCAACAACAUAGAGAAUCAUCUGAGCUGAAGUUUUUACAUCAACGACUUCACGGAACUAAAUCAGACAGCGCUUCCUCAGGGACACUUUUGGUGCCUGCAGGCUAUAAAAAGGAACGUGCCAGACCAAAAACAACCACUGCUUUUGGUCGCUUUGCAAGUUCAUCUAGUUACAACAGCUUAAGAGGGUUUGUUGAACCGUACAAAAGUUACCCCCGUUCUUUUAGUGCACGUGGAUUCAUUCAUUCAUCCAAUCAGAAUGACUCUGGAGGGUCGGAGUCAUUAGCAAGGAAACAUCGUUCUGGCACUCCACAAACUAGUAACCAAUCCCCUUCUGGCAGACUCGCGCUCCCGGUUAUUUCCCGGCAAAGAAUAAAGAGAUCUCAUCCACACGACCGAGGCUCAACGCCAAAAGUGAAAACGAAGAUAUCUAUUGAUGAUUUUGAUCUCUGUUAGAAAUUAUCUCCAGAGAAAAAUAGAAAAAUUUGACAGAAUCGUAUUGAGCUCAUUACGAGGAUAAACAUUCAUCAAAGACGCAAUUAAGAUGUUUUGUAACAAAUAAUAAUUAAUGAAACCAGUAGGAAUUUCUGACCAAGUGAAGGGUUAGGGUGACUGGAUAUUGAUUGAAAAUAGAACGAGCUACAUCAAUCUCAAACAGGUUAAACAGACUUGGUCAGCUUAUAUCGUCAGACUUGGUCAGACUUUUUUCAGCUUAUAUGGCCAGUAGAUGGCACGAAACAUCUACACUUCUCGCAUCAAUAUCAGUGUCUGGGCAACUGCCCACCUACCCCUCCCUUAACCCAACAUUAACCCUGACUUGUUAUCAAUUGACUGUUGUUGAGUUAGGGGAGGGGUAGGUGGGCAGUUGUCCAGAUACGGAUAUUGAUCCCACUUUUCUUAGGUAAGUCCCACUUUUAGUUUAAAAUUGUUUAGAAAAUAAGUUAUAUUUUAUUUAUACAGAGAUAACCCUACACUUUCGUCCUGGUGACGUUAAAAGGCACAAACGUAUUUUGUUUACUCUAAAUGAGCGUUUUUGUAUCAAUCUAUUUACUCAUUUUGAUUACACUAAAUCAGUGUUUUUGUAUCACUCUAUAUUUUUUUUGUUCACUCUAAAUGAGUGUCUUUGUAUCAAUCUAUUUAGUCAUUUUUUUACUCUAAAUGAGCCUUUUUGGAGCAAGGUACUUCACGAUGAAGACCGCGGUUCGCGGAGACGAACGCAUGUUUUGUUAAGAGGGAGCGUGUUUUGGAGCGUGUCUUUAAGCCUUUAAUUCGGCUGAAAUUAACUGGAGAGCGCUUGGAGAGUUAGCUGUUAAGACGUGCGCAUGCGUAAGAAAAGUGGUUAACUUUGGCGGGUAUAAUCAUUGCCGGGGCGCGUUUUACGUGAGAAUGUGCUUCAAUAUAUGAAAGCAUGCAUAAGGGAAUACAGUAGGAACAGUAACAGCAUGGUAAGUACAAACAGGUUGUGAUAGUCCAAUUAUAUGGAUUUUUCAACAAAAAAAAAAAAAAAAAAAAAAAACAGACAUGGGACAGCACAGAGAAGUACUUUUGUGGAGUUGGAAGUUUUAUGAUGCAAGCAGUACCAAAUGCCAAAGGCACUAAAGCGUCUUAGAGCUCGUUCUGUGCAGCGUGUGGGACCACAAGUUUUAAUGCAAUGGGGCACAUUUCGGGAGCGCGGCCAUGAAGGGAGACUGAACCUUUCCCAAGGGAUGAAAUAAUAAAAAAAAGACUUGCCAAUUAGAAAUAUUCCUGUGCACACUCUGGUGGUUGUGCUAAAAGGCCAGGGCAAUGUAUAAUUCUAUAUCUUUUUUGUAAUUGUGAUUUUGGAGUAGACAUUGUUUGAAGGAAAAAAAUAGUAAAAUUUAUUCC